Molecule: messenger RNA, 1335 nt
Organism: Pomacea canaliculata
Lineage: Eukaryota; Metazoa; Mollusca; Gastropoda; Architaenioglossa; Ampullariidae
Exons: 4
Coding region: 377-1135 (252 amino acids)
Biological process (GO): biological process involved in interspecies interaction between organisms
Cellular component (GO): external side of plasma membrane
Molecular function (GO): carbohydrate binding
Source: RefSeq, a predicted model, not a curated record
CAUAGAACUAUAAGCAGGUGGUGUUAUUUUUCAACAGUGACAAUGGAGUUUUUAAAAAAUAUUAAAAGCUUGAAGACGAGCAAAGGUUAGAGAAAUCCAUAUCAAGUAUAAAAGCACUCUCAUCGUGGCAUGGUUUCCUAGACGACACACAACAAACUGAAAUAAGUGGGAGGGGGAGGGCAAAGGUUGUAUAGAGGAUAUGAGGCGGAGCUUAUACAUAAUAGCAAUCACAUGAUUGACAUGAACUGUCGUGACGUUUCAUUGAUCUACACAUGAACUAAGCUUUCAUAUAAGUCUAGGGCGAGUGCUGAGAAACUGAUACAAAAGAAAAUAAGAUCUCUACCGAACUACGAACCGUGAGUAAACAGAGCUCAUCAUGCUCAACAAGCUUUACUUUGUGUUGUUAUUGACCGUUCCGCCAUGGCUUGUGCAGGUGUGCAAGACAAACAUUAGCUGGGUGCGAGACAGGACAUUUGAUGACAUCAUCAGGGUGACGGGCUACUCACAGUUGGUGACACCCGGGCAAAACAAAAGCGCCAUCCACUGCGGGCUUCUGUGCACCUCCAUGUCCUGGUGCUCGUCCUUCUUCUUUCUGUCAGCGACUGGCGGGUGCAUCUUGCACCAAACUGUCUUUGCGGUGCCACAGGGAGGCCAGGGGACGAAAGGUGCCAGAUACUACAGGGCUUUUACAGCCGGGUGUCCAAAAGAGUACGUGUUUGUGCGCCAAGAAAGACUGUGUUUCAAGGUGUCUACCAGUCGUACAGUAUUCCAGUACGCCUACGGCAACUGCUCCAGGGCCGACUCCCAGCUCGUGGUUCUGGACACACCUGGCAAGCACUCGGCUGUCGCAAACUAUGUGGCUGAGGCAUACAGUAACAUCUUUUCAUAUUUCAUUGGCGGUGUACGGCCAGGAGUUGUGGAUGGCACCAGGUCACAGUGGAGCGCCCUCACUGACCCUUUGACCUGGCUGACCGGCGCGCUAGUGAGCAUCAACGGCCCUGACACCUUCUGGGCCAGUGAGAAUCCAUCCAAUUCUAUGGGAACAGAAGGCUGCAUGGAGCUAAAUAGUGGAACAUGGAACGAUUUAUCCUGCAAUCACACGCGUGCCUUCAUCUGUGAAAGGCACGUGACAUAAUGGCUUCGCAACUUACGCUUGUAGAGCGAGGGCUUUUUAGAGGCGAUGGGUUUUCAAUCAACCUGUGGUGAGCCAUGGAUGUAUCUUUGUAGUGAUUGGCACCAAGAAAGAUCUUUCUCGAUACCUGAAAGCCUCUUUUUUUAUUCCACUAGCACAACAAACAUUUUCAUCUGUUCGUAUUUUGCAGUUGUCUGAGACGA